UCCUUCAGUAACCAUUUUUUUAUGUUGUUAGAUAUUUCAUCUUGAAGCUAAAAAAAACAAAAAAAAAAACAAACGAUGUUGGCUAUAUUUCACAAGGCAUUUGCUCAUCCUCCUGAAGAAUUAAAUAGUCCUGCAUCAAAAAAAUGUUUACUUCCACAACAAACGCUACAAAAAUUCGUAUCGACUCGUCCAUUUGACACCUCUUAUGUUACUUUUGGAGAUGUUGCUGCUCUUGCUUUUGUUCGUCCUAAUUGCACCUCCUUGCUCAAUCACAAACAAAGGUAUUUUUGUGGUUAUGAUGAUAUUUACUGUUUGUUCAUGGGGAGUUUGAACAAUUUGUGUGCACAAAUCAAACAAUAUGGGCUAUCACCAAAAGGUACAAAUGAAGCCAUGCUAGUCAUUGAAGCCUACAGGACACUUAGAGACAGGGGACCUUAUCCAGCUGAUCAAGUUAUUAAGGAUUUUGAAGGAAGUUUUGCUUUUGUUAUCUAUGAUAGUAAAACUGGAACUGUAUUUGUUGCUUUGGGUUCAGAUGGUGGGGUGAAGUUAUUUUGGGGUAUUGCUGCUGAUGGAUCUGUGGUGAUUUCUGAUGAUGUAGAGGUUAUUAAAGCUGGAUGUGCUAAGUCAUUUGCACCCUUUCCCACAGGUUGUAUGUUCCAUAGUGAGAAAGGACUAAUGAAUUUCGAGCACCCGAUGAACAAGAUGAGGGCUAUGCCAAGAGUAGAUAGUGAAGGGGUAAUGUGUGGAGCCAACUUCAAAGUGGAUAUGUAUUCAAGAGUUAAUAGCAUCCCUAGAGUUGGCAGUGAAGCUAACUGGUCUGACUGGAACACUUCUUACUAAGUCGAUUCUCUGCAAUUUUCAAACUUCCUUUAGUGUUUGUUCUGUUUUGGUUAGAUUUUCGAGUUUGUUUUAGGUUUGGUUUCUUUCCUGUACGUGCUUUGCACCUGUGUAUAACGCUUGAAAAAUAAAUGAAACAUUAGAAAUGAUUCAGCUUAUUCGAUGACA
Messenger RNA from Solanum lycopersicum (tomato), 1005 nucleotides. RefSeq names its product stem-specific protein TSJT1. NCBI's taxonomy places the organism in Eukaryota, Viridiplantae, Streptophyta, Magnoliopsida, Solanales, Solanaceae. The record is from RefSeq and is a predicted model, not a curated record.